AUUUCGUAUUAUUGAUUUAAAAUAGGAAAGAUAUGUGUAUAAUGUUUUUGAUUUCAUUACUCUUUUGAUGUUAACUUCGAAUUGGAGUGAGAUACUAUUGAUAAGAAUAUAAUUUGAUGUUCUUUGUGUAUCCUCUUGCAGUGACAGUGCUAACACCUAGUUUGAUCUGGUUCUAGUUUUUCUUUUCUUCUUUGAUAUUUUUCUAAUUAGCUGUUUAAUUAUGAUGUCAUGCUUGAUUUACCUUUUUAUGGAUCCUGAGGGUCUAUUCCCGUGCAUUCUUGGACAUGAAGCUGCUGGAAUUGUAGAAAGUGUUGGUGAAGGUGUAACUGAAGUUCAACCAGGUGACCAUGUCAUCCCUUGUUACCAGGCAGAGUGCAGAGAAUGCAAGUUCUGCAAAUCAGGUAAGACUAACCUAUACGGCAAAGUUAGGACAGCCACUGGAGCUGGAGUCAUGAUGAAUGAUCGUAAGAGCCGCUUCUCAAUUAAUGGGAAACCUAUCUACCACUUCAUGGGCACCUCAACAUUUAGCCAGUACACGGUUGUACAUGAUGUUAGUGUUGCAAAGAUUGAUCCACAGACUCCUUUAGACAAAGUAUGCCUUAUUGGUUAUGGUGUUCCAACUGGACUUGGAGCAGUUUGGAACACAGCCAAAGUUGAACCAGGGGCCAUUGUUGCUAUUUUUGGCCUUGGGACUAUUGGUCUUGCUGUAAGUGUCAAAUAUGCAUCUUGCGUAGAAAUUUGUUUAUACUGUUUAUUAUGA
Messenger RNA from Gossypium raimondii (Peruvian cotton), 760 nucleotides. Its product is annotated as alcohol dehydrogenase class-3. Gene Ontology annotation, biological process: formaldehyde catabolic process. Lineage: Eukaryota; Viridiplantae; Streptophyta; Magnoliopsida; Malvales; Malvaceae. Bases 221 to 760 code for a protein of 179 amino acids. Gene Ontology annotation, molecular function: zinc ion binding; S-(hydroxymethyl)glutathione dehydrogenase [NAD(P)+] activity. The transcript is spliced from 3 exons. Gene Ontology annotation, cellular component: cytosol. The record is from RefSeq and is a predicted model, not a curated record.